AUGGCUACUCCCGACGUGGUUGCCUUCGCGGCCAAUCCUUCAGAAUCUGCCGCGCUGCAAGGACAUAAAGCAAAGACGCCGAUCAUUGCGGGCGCUGUAUCCGGAUCAUGCGUCGGCCUCGCAUGGAUCGUUGGACUCGCUAUCUACAUCUACAAGCGGCAGCGGCGGAAGGCCCGCGCUCGCGCUGCGGGGCUGACGAGUCAUCGCGAUCUCGAACAGCCCGGGAAUAUUAAGGAGAAGUACAGGAUCCCUCCCGACCCUGCACUUGCCCCUAAGACCAUACCUGAAGUCGCCGGGCAUGGCUUGGAUCCAUCGACGCACACCGUCGACCCCGAGAGAGACGCUGCAGGCUCUUCUGACUCUCAUACGGCUAGAGACCGGACUACCAGCGACUCACCUUCACGCAAAGUACCCGUGGGUGAACGUGUGCAGUCUUCUGUUGUCCAGGUGGAUCCUCCAUCGAAACCGCAGACUUGA
Molecule: messenger RNA, 477 nt
Organism: Gloeophyllum trabeum ATCC 11539
Lineage: Eukaryota; Fungi; Basidiomycota; Agaricomycetes; Gloeophyllales; Gloeophyllaceae
Exons: 2
Coding region: 1-477 (158 amino acids)
Source: RefSeq, a predicted model, not a curated record